AUGCAACAACACUUCCGCCAAAUCUCCACCAUCGGGUUCACUUCUCUCGUCAUGGGCACCUGGGAGAUUCUCCUGACCGCCAGUGGCCCGGCGCUGCAGAACGGCGGUCUUGCAGGCUUGUUCUGGUCAAUGAUCUGGUGUCACGUCGGACAGCUUUUCCUGGUAUUAUCCCUGGCCGAGAUGAGCUCCAUGGCUCCAGCUGCCGGAGGCCAGUACCAGUGGGUCAGCAAAUUUGCACUACGCCGCUACGAGAUGUUCUUGUCUUACUGCAGCGGCUGGUUCUGCUCCGUUGGCUGGCAAGCUCGCUUCGCAUCUACCUGUUACAUGGUUGCAGGCAUCCUCCAGAUGCUUGUCAUACAUAACGGUGACGAUAAUUAUACCUACAGUCGGCCGCAGCGCGGCUUGAUGACAAUCGGUAUAGCCUCUGCGGUGUCAGCCUUCAACAUAUUUGCAGCUGGACAUUUGUCAAUUGCAGAGGGACUGUUUGCCCUCUGUCACGUCUUUGCACUUGUCCCCAUUGUCGUCAGCCUAUGGGUUUUGGCCGACAAGAAUCCCGUCUCGAAUGCUAUUGGGAAUUUCGUGGAUAAUUCACGCUACAUGCCUGACCACAGCAGUGAUUGGGUAUCGACAUCACUGGCAGUACUCGUUGGACAGCCUUGCAGCAUUGUAAGUCACUUUUUCAGACACUCAGGACGCUUCUGACCACAAGACAGUUCAUACUAUUAGGAACAGACGCCGUCACGCACAUCGCAGAGGAGAUUGAAGAGGCGGAUGUGGUUGUCCCGAGAUGUAUACUCUGGAGCUUCAUUGGAAACACGCCUCUGACCAUUCUCACAUUGUUCACGUUUGGUACGUCGAGUCGUCGAGUGUAUAUUUUAUCAGACACACAGCUGAUGUCCUUGACAGUCUUCAACUGUGGACGCAUAGACGUCCUGGUUAGCAAAGAAAGACCACCAUUCGUCCUUAUCUUCCAAAGUGCACUCAACUACCAACCAGCGGUCAAUACCUUCACCGGAGUCAUCAUAGCCCUCAUGUUCAUGGUUGCGACCAGCACAAUGGUGGCAACGUCGAGACACCUCUACUCGUUCGGGUGAGUCGAGGCAUACUUCAUGUUGUUCCCCCUUUCCCACUGACGAGAAAUAGUCGCGACCGAGCAGUCUCCUGCUCAGCUUGGCUCGGUCGAGUUCAUCCACUCUUCAAAGUCCCGUUCAAUGCCAUUCUGUGUACCGUCCUCGCCACGACAGUUCUAUGUGCGGUAUGCAUCAACAGCUCCACUGCCCAGCAUACCAUGAUGUGCUUUUCGACAGCAUCUAUCCACGCCUCCUAUAUUGUCUCCUUGGGGUGUCUGAUUCUCAAACGACUCCGACACGAACAACUACCGCCAGCGAGAUGGACACUGGGUCGAUCAGGACUCUGGAUCAACGUCUUGGCCCUCAUCUACUGCACCUGGGCGGCGUUCUGGUCCUUCUGGCCAAGCCAAUCGUCCGUCAGCCUCACAAACUUCAAUUGGACUCCGGUUCUGUUCGUGUUGGUGCUAGUGGUGGCGGUUACAAUGUUUAUGAACGUACAAUCGCGAGCUACAAAGCGUGCGCUUUCGUUUGAGAGAAUAGCUCUGGGGGCGCGUACAGUGGGCUAG
Messenger RNA from Lecanosticta acicola, 1636 nucleotides. The record is from the annotation of a GenBank genome assembly. Lineage: Eukaryota; Fungi; Ascomycota; Dothideomycetes; Mycosphaerellales; Mycosphaerellaceae.